Messenger RNA from Condylura cristata (star-nosed mole), 1822 nucleotides. RefSeq names its product solute carrier family 25 (mitochondrial carnitine/acylcarnitine carrier), member 29 (gene SLC25A29). The transcript has 4 exons. Gene Ontology annotation, cellular component: mitochondrion. Bases 150 to 1052 code for a protein of 300 amino acids. The record is from RefSeq and is a predicted model, not a curated record. Lineage: Eukaryota; Metazoa; Chordata; Mammalia; Eulipotyphla; Talpidae. Gene Ontology annotation, molecular function: high-affinity L-arginine transmembrane transporter activity. Gene Ontology annotation, biological process: mitochondrial L-ornithine transmembrane transport.
UCCCGGCCGGCUCGAGGCUCCGCGCCUGGAGGCGGUGGCCGGGCCGAUUUCCACCCCGGCCAGCCGGGGGCUUCUCCGACGGUGCCCGGCCCGGCGAGGGGCCGGAGAAGGAGGGCGAGGAGGAAGGACAGGCCCGCGGAGACCCGGCCAUGGCGCUCGACUUCCUGGCUGGAUGCGCCGGGGGUGUGGCAGGCGUGCUGGUGGGACACCCGUUUGACACUGUCAAGGUGCGGCUGCAGGUCCAGAGCCCAGAGAAGCCCCAGUACCGGGGGACCCUGCACUGCUUCCAGUCCAUCAUCAGGCAGGAGAGCGUGCUGGGCCUGUACAAGGGCCUGGGGUCCCCGCUCAUGGGGCUCACCUUCAUCAAUGCGCUGGUGUUCGGCGUCCAGGGCAACACCCUGCGGGCACUGGGCCGCGACUCGCCGCUGAACCAGUUCCUGGCGGGGGCGGCGGCGGGGGCCAUCCAGUGCGUCAUCUGCUGCCCCAUGGAGCUGGCCAAGACGCGGCUGCAGCUGCAGGACGCCGGCCCGGCGCGCACCUACCGGGGCUCGCUGCACUGCCUGGCGCAGAUCUACCGGCAGGAGGGCCUGCGCGGCGUCCACCGGGGCAUGGUGUCCACCCUGCUGCGCGAGACGCCCAGCUUCGGCGUCUACUUCCUGUCCUACGACGUGCUGACCCGCGCGCUGGGCUGCGAGCCGGGCGACCGGCUACUGGUGCCCAAGCUGCUGCUGGCUGGCGGCACGUCCGGCAUCCUGUCCUGGCUCUCCACCUACCCCGUGGACGUGGUCAAGUCGCGGCUGCAGGCCGACGGGCUGCGGGGCGCCCCUCGCUACCGGGGCGUCCUGGACUGCGCGCGCCAGAGCUACCGGGCCGAGGGCUGGCGCGUCUUCACCCGCGGGCUGGCCUCCACGCUGCUGCGUGCCUUCCCGGUCAACGCUGCCACCUUCGCCACCGUCACCGUGGUGCUUUCCUACGCCCGCGGCGAGGAGCGGCCUGAGGACGAGGCGGUGCCCGCUGCCGGCCCCGCCCUGGCCCAGCCCUCCAGCCUGUGAGCCCCGGCUGCACGGGGGCAGGGGCCCCGGGGCCCGGCCCGAGCGCCCCCGUCCUCCGCUGAGACAGGGCUCGUCACACCCUCUCCGCACACCUGCUGCCAGAGGCGGGGCCGUGCAGUGCCCAGCCUGGUGCCUGGAAUCUUCCAGAAACCCACCAAACACUCCAGCCCAUCCUGGGCUUCUGGCCACCACCUCCAGGGUGUCUCUGGUGCCCCCAGCUGCCCGCAUGGAGACUCACUCCCCAGACCUACCUGGAUGCGCCCGGAGAGGCAGCCCGGGGCCUCCGGGGUCAACCGAAUCCUGCGCCCGCCUGCCUGCGCCCGCCUGCCCACACGCUCCUCCAGGUGGCAGGGACCGGGGCGCAGCCGCCACUCCCUGAGAGGGCGACAUGGUGGCCAAAAAGCCCCCAGGCCUCGAGCUGCCCAUCUGUGAAACAGGGACGUGGGUCGCCUGGUCAGGGUUCCCCAGGGUGUGCAGAGGGUGGACGAGCCUGGGGAGGGGCCACCAGCAGACGGCAUCUCUCCUGGACAGAAGCCCCAGUGCCCGUGUCCCAGGAGGCCGCUGUGUGGGCUGGCUGUUUGGGUCCCUCUGUGCUAAGAGGGUGCUGAGCCCACACUCCAGGGGCGGUACAGGAAGUCCGGUCCUGGCCCCAGUCGCAGCCCGCACGGCGCAGCCAUGCUGCUUUUGCACAGGCGAGUCGGGUCACGCGGCCACCUGCCCCGUGUGGCGCCACUGCGGAGAUGACCGCGGGAAUAAAGUGUUGGAUUUUU